AAACCCCCCCCUUCCCGACUCUGCCGCAGCUGUGUCGUCGGCGUCAUUGAGCUCCUCGCACGGUGAACGGGACUCCGGUCAACUAUAGGCAGUUCCGGACUGUAAACGGCUAUCGGCUUUCUAACUGUACGUUUUCUUUUACAAACCUCAUUCCGCUAUUUGCGGAGGAUUUUAUUUGUAUUUAUUUUAAAAUAUCCUACAGUUCCGCGCGCGCGCGCCAUCAUAACGUUCCUGUGUGUGCGCGCGCAUCUUUAGCUUUUACCCGCUUUUGCCCUUCUUCAAGGAUAUUGGCAAGGAAACGUGUGGAUGUUCCUGUGCUCAUCUGCAGUUGCACAAUGGCUGCCUGUUCACUCGGCCUGAUAGCCAGGACCCAAAGGAACUGUACCAGAUUUAGUAUAAUUACAGGAUAGCAAUAACAAACUUCCCCUCUCUCGCCUGUGCUUAGUAAGUCCUGUUAAACAGGUGGGCCUGCGAGAAAACAUAUUUAUUUGUCCUUGUAGUCCUUUCACAUUUUUUUUUUUUAAUUGUAGCGAUAUCUAAUUCACAAUCAUGGUUUCGACAACCGCAACUGUGACCGCCGUUGUGUUAGCCGCCGCGGCGGCGACACAGGGCCCCUUGACGGGUUAUUUAUGGCUGCUGAUCGUGGGCUUCGUCAUCGCCUUCGUCCUGGCCUUCUCCGUGGGCGCCAACGACGUGGCCAACUCGUUUGGCACCGCCGUGGGCUCCGGGGUGGUCACGCUGAAACAGGCUUGCAUUCUGGCCACCGUGUUCGAGACCGUGGGCUCCGUGCUCCUCGGGGCCAAAGUCAGCGAAACCAUCCGCAAGGGGAUCAUCGACGUGAACAUGUACAACGGUUCGGAGCACGUGUUGAUGGCCGGAUCCAUCAGCGCCAUGUUCGGUUCUGCUGUCUGGCAGCUGGCUGCCUCUUUCCUCAAGCUCCCCAUCUCUGGAACACACUGUAUCGUUGGUGCUACUAUCGGCUUCUCUCUGGUAGCCAAAGGCCAGCAAGGUGUCAGGUGGCUCCAACUUCUCCGCAUCGUUGUUUCCUGGUUCCUGAGUCCCCUCUUGUCUGGUCUAAUGUCUGCUGUUGUUUUCUACUUUGUGCGCAUGUUCAUCUUGCACAAGAAAGACCCGGUGCCUAAUGGGCUGAAAGCCCUGCCUGUGUUCUACGCCAUCACCAUGGGAAUCAACCUGUUCUCCAUCAUGUUCACUGGAGCUCCAAUGCUGGGAUUCGACAAGCUUCCUUGGUGGGGGACCCUGCUCAUCUCACUGGGCUGUGCGCUGCUGACCGCCGUCCUGGUUUGGUUCAUAGUCUGCCCUCAUCUGAAGAAGAAGAUCGAACGAGACAUUAAGUCUUCCAGCCCCUCAGAGAGCCCACUGAUAAAGGAGACCGAGGCCCACAGUCCCAUCCUGAAGCAGACCGGCAAGGAGGCGCCCGCCCUUGCAACGCCGCCUGCCGAUCAGAGCCCGGCAGCUCAGCUUGCUGCAGACGAGCGCCGCGUGGCGUUUGACAUCGGAGACUGUGACGACUGCGACGUGGUCAAAGAGCGGCGCGUGGCGUUCGACAUCGGGGAGUCGGAUGAAACGGACGAGAGCAGUACAAACGGUGUUCCCAAGCAAGUCCAGUCCAACAAUCAGAUAAACUCCCCCCACCAAGCCCAGUUCAACCAGCAGCCCCCGCAGAUGCCCAGUAACGGCUACAGCCAGUACCACACGGUCCACAAGGACUCCGGCCUCUACAAGGACCUCCUGCACAAGCUCCACCUGGCCAAGGUGGGCGACUGCAUGGGCGAGGGAGGCGACCGGCCCAUCCGGCGCAACAACAGCUACACCUCCUACACCAUGGCCAUCAUCGGCAUGCACGCCGACUUCAGCAGGCACAAAGACGCCGAGCCCCAGGAAGGCGAGAAGAGCGGCGGCCAGGACAGGAAGCGCGUGCGCAUGGACAGCUACACCAGCUACUGCAACGCCGUGGCCGAGCACGGGGCGCCCGAGGGCGUCUGCGAGGGCGAUGUGACGCUGGACGUGGGGACGGAGGACGCCCACAGCACCCAGAGCUCUCUGGACGACGACGGCCUCGAAGCGGACAAGCCGGAAGUCUCGGUGCUCUUCCAGUUCCUGCAAAUCCUCACCGCCUGCUUCGGAUCCUUCGCUCACGGAGGAAACGACGUCAGUAACGCCAUUGGACCGUUGGUGGCGCUGUGGCUGGUUUACAACAGCGGCAGCGUGGACUCCAAUGAGCAGACGCCCACUUGGCUGCUGCUCUACGGAGGCGUGGGCAUCUGCAUGGGUCUGUGGGUGUGGGGCCGCAGAGUGAUCCAGACCAUGGGCAAGGACCUCACUCCCAUCACCCCCUCAAGUGGUUUCAGCAUCGAGUUGGCCUCGGCUCUGACUGUGGUGGUUGCGUCCAACAUCGGCCUGCCGGUCUCCACCACCCACUGCAAGGUGGGCUCCGUGGUGGCGGUGGGCUGGCUGCGCUCCAAGAAAGCGGUGGACUGGCGUCUGUUCCGCAACAUCUUCAUGGCGUGGUUUGUGACCGUGCCCAUCUCGGGCCUGAUCAGCGCCGCCAUCAUGGCCAUCUUCAUCUACGGCAUCAUAUGAGGCCUGCACACACGCCCCCAGCACGGGGAGGGGAGAAGAUAACCGCUCCAUGCGCACCCAGAGAAGAGUGGAGUUGGCUGGGGUUAAUAUUUAUCACUUACCUCUAGCCCGCGACUUUUACAAAAAGAAAAAAAAAUAUGUGAUGGGACCUUUUUUUGGAAUGUUGUCAUGUAAAUGUUUCAUUUGGGCAUCCCGUUACUUUUCUUCUGACUUCUCAUUCUGAGUCUAAAGAAGGCCCGGGCAAUUAUUUUUGACAUGUUUAGAGAAAAUAAUGUGCCUGGUGGCCGGUAUAUCUUUUUAUGAACACUAAUACAAAACAUCACAAUAAUUGAAUAUGACAGACCGCCUUAAAAACACAAUGGAAUUUUACAAUUUUCUACGAAUGAUAAAAGACUGAAUAUUGACAAAAUAUAACCGUCACACCCCCUUUUCGCAACAAACCGUGAAAUAUGAACGUGAAGGGUACAAAAAUAAACCCACUUACAAUCUGAUAUAGCUAUCACUAAGCUUUAGAACUUUAUUGUGAAAAUCUCCCCUUCCGCGUCUGUGGAAACGCUCCCCGCCCACACUGCUUGGUACCUCGUCUGAGCUGCUGUGACUUGCAUUACCAUGGUAACUAAUUAGAUGACCAAAGUAACUGCUAUAUCAUCCAUAAGCGCAGAUUCUGUAUAGUUCAAGGCUUACGGUCGUUAAAAAAAACAAGACUGCACAUCAUAAUGGCAGCUACACUUUCCAUCUUAGAGAUCUAAAAAAAAAUAUUUGGGAAGUUCCGGUGCGCCAGAUUGAAAAGCUCAACAUAUUAAUUUGCCCAGGUCUGGUCUAAAUGCCUAUUUGUUCUCAUACAAGCUCCUUUUUUUUUAUUUUGCUGUAAAAUCACUUUGUUUGAAAGGAUAUCGGUUAGAAAAAGAACAAAAUGCAGUAUUAGACUUAAAUGUAAAAAACAGGUUAUAAUUAUCCACUACACUUAGGGAUAGAAGCAGUAUUUAUACACAACCAUGACACCAUAUUUUGGCUCGAAAAGUAAAAAAAAGACCGGAUUUGGCUCUUUUAUGCACUAUAGCAAACAUCCGUGCAGAUAUCUGAGACUGAAUAAACGUUACUUGACCUUUUUUCAAAAAUGAUGUGAAUGUGCUGAACUCCUGUUUAAACUUGAGCGUGUCAUCAAUGUGGAGAGUUUGAUGCUGAGUUCACCUCACGGGUGCAAGGGUGUUGACUGGUUUGCUUCUUUCGUUUUUCGGCUUUCUGCCACCUCGCGGGUGAAUAAACAAGCCAGCGGGUGUGCUGAGUGUGUUUGGAGUAGAAGUGUUGCAGAAGUAAAGGACAUAUCACACCUGUAGACGAUGUAGCUGCCUUAACUCUCGUUUGCCCUUUUAGGUACCAAAGAAUAGUUUUUUUUUUAUUUUAUUUUUUAAUACAAAUGCAUAACACAAAAAUUCAAUAAAAACUGAAAAAAAAACAA
Molecule: messenger RNA, 4060 nt
Organism: Nerophis ophidion (straightnose pipefish)
Lineage: Eukaryota; Metazoa; Chordata; Actinopteri; Syngnathiformes; Syngnathidae
Gene: slc20a1b
Product: solute carrier family 20 member 1b
Exons: 11
Coding region: 550-2601 (683 amino acids)
Biological process (GO): phosphate ion transmembrane transport
Cellular component (GO): membrane
Molecular function (GO): phosphate transmembrane transporter activity
Source: RefSeq, a predicted model, not a curated record